Molecule: messenger RNA, 836 nt
Organism: Dibothriocephalus latus
Lineage: Eukaryota; Metazoa; Platyhelminthes; Cestoda; Diphyllobothriidea; Diphyllobothriidae
Source: the annotation of a GenBank genome assembly
ACUACUCUUGCGCUCUUUCAAAAAGCAGCAACGGCCUCCUUCUGCAGGGCCGCAUGUACAUUACCGAACACUGGAUUUGUUUCUACUCAAAGAUCAUUUAUGAACAAAAGAUAUUUCUUGCUGUGAAGGACGUUAUCCUCGUGACGAAGGCGAAAACCGCCCGAGUCAUUCCCAAUGCCAUACAAAUCACAGUCUCCGCGCCCAAACUGGAACGCUACUUCUUCACUUCGUUUGCUGCUCGAGAACGGACGUAUGCCAUCCUGAAAAAGGUCUGCCAAAACUGCCACGGUGGCGGGGUCACCAAUAUGGAGGAGAUACUCUGCCAGGUUCAGGACGUCUACGGAGACGAGAGUCUAGCUGUUCUUGACUGCGCAGCUUUCGACGAGCACGGCUUGUACAAUACCCAAUUUGAAAGCUACCCGUCCUCGUCCGAAUGUGACCUGCAGUCUGAAUUGAUGUUACCUGGUUGUGUCGGUGGCCUCCACCACCGCCAGAGUUACCGGCGUAGACGAAACCGGCAGCGCAAUUCGAAGAGGAAAAAAAACAAGGUGUGGUCGGCACCACCGCCACAACCACCUGCCGCACAAAAUGUCAGUCUCUCAAAAAGUUCCCUUCACACUCCCUUAGGAUUCAGCCGCUGUGCCAGUCUUGACAGCUGUGUCCAGUUGUCUCCUCGCCACCCGAUUGAAGAACACCCCUGCAUCCUUACCGAGACUGCUGCUAUAACUAUGCCCAAACACGCAGGUGCUAGAACGAGCGCUUUUUCUGACCUUGGAGUUAUGGACUACUCGUCUGGCAGUUACGAACAAACCGGCGGAUCUGCUCCGGAAGCCGAA